This is a messenger RNA of Phragmites australis (common reed), 2558 nucleotides long. RefSeq lists its product as uncharacterized. The transcript is spliced from 2 exons. The coding region runs from base 836 to 2353 and encodes 505 amino acids. The record is from RefSeq and is a predicted model, not a curated record. Gene Ontology annotation, molecular function: nucleic acid binding. Lineage: Eukaryota; Viridiplantae; Streptophyta; Magnoliopsida; Poales; Poaceae.
UUGACACCCAUAACCUUAGCGUAAAGAACUAGGCAAUCAUUUGUUUAUAAUUUUGUGACCAAAUUGCCCCUAGCCAGGCCCUCCACGGUGUGACACUACAGAUGAAAAAAAUUGGGCCCCAUAGUGGAAAAAUUGGCAUCGGACUCUUAGACUGCAGUGUGUGGCUUUGGUUCCUCUUCCUCAACCAAUGUUUCCUUCGAGCGAUAAAAAUCCCCUUCUUCCCGUCGUCCUGAGCCCCAGCAAAAUCCCCAAAUCCCAUCAAUCUCUCGGUCUCCAAAAAAAAUCGAGUUCCCUUCUCUCAGAUCUGGGCUCCCUACCACUUCUCUCUAGCUGAUCUGGUGUAAUAGGAAGGAGCGCGCGUGCGAGGUUCAGCGCGUGUGGGUAGUAGGGAGGAGGAGCUGGAGGAGCCGCGCUGGGGAGGACGCGGCUAAGGCGGCGAGGCCCGUGAGGAGGCACGCCGGGAGGUUGGCGGGGUUCGCAGCAAGCACGCGCGCGAAGGAGUGCGGCGAUGGGAGGGACGGGGGCAGGUGCAGCGGGACGAGGAGCGUGCAGCCUGCGUCGGCGAGCAGCGUCGCCGCCGCGUCGACGACAGCGAAGGGGGUGGAGGGGAGGGGAGGGUUGCAGGAACACUGCCUGCCUGCCUCUCACUUUCUCCCUUUUUUAAUCGGCUGGCAUCGACGCAAGAAGUGAGCACACGUGUGCAAGCGAGCACCACACAAUCGAAGUGAGCAAAUUGGCGGGCUGUUCAAAUUUCAGAACUGGCGGCCAAUUCUUGCGUGCUCAUUUUCUCUAUUUUCCUAGCUUUUCUUCUCCUCCUCAUAUUCCCUUCUCAGCCAUGGCUUUCUUUGACUUAAACAAAUGCCUUGAUGAAGAUCACAGUGGGCAAGGAAGGAGCGAGGUUCUACAAGACUUUGAUUUGAACAGAUACCCUGAAGAACAAAUACCCCACCAAGACUAUACCUAUCAACUGGUUCUGAGAGAUUUCGAUUUGAACCUCGUACCCCAGCAGGAAAUAGAGGUGGAGCGUCCCUACCAAGGUUCAGCAGCUUCCAAUGGUCAUAUUAUUAAAUAUUCUUGCAAGAAGGGACUCACUAAUGAUCAGCGAAUGGAAGUGUAUAAAGCUCUUGCUUUGAGAAGUACAAAAGGAAAGGUAUCACAGGAAAUUGUCAGAGACAUUGCAGCAUCAUUCUUAGUUAGUCCUCGAACAGUUUGGCGUAUUUGGUGGCGUGCAAGUCAAUGUUUCAAGCAGGGUGAGAACAUAGAUGUCACUAAAAAGAGGUAUAACUGUGGUCGUAAGGAUCUCCUGGUUGAUCUAAGCAAGAUGCAAGAUAUCCCUGUUUCCAAGAAGACAACAUUGGAUGAUCUGUCAAGACACUUGCAUGUUAGCAAAACCAAACUUUGGAAGCUUAAACAACAAGGUCAGAUAAAGAGACACUCAAACACAAUAAAGCCCUUGUUAAAGGAUGAGAACAAGAAAGAAAGACUCAGGUGGUGUAUUUCCAUGCUUGAUCCAAGUAGCAUAAAUUGUGACCCAAUUUUCAAGGACUUCUCUGAUAUUGUGUAUAUAGAUGAAAAAUGGUUUUAUCUUACAAGGAAGACUGAGAGAUAUUAUCUUCUUUCAGAUGAAGAGGAGCCUAUUCGGACAUGUAAAAGUAAGAAUUUCAUCCCAAAGGUAAUGUUCCUCUGUGCUGUUGCUCGUCCAAGGAUGGCUAGUGAAGGAAAUUGCACAUUUGAUGGGAAAAUUGGGUGUUUUCCUAUGGUUACAUAUGAAGUUGCUAGAAGGUUAAGUAAAAAUCGGGUGGCGGGAACAUUAGAGAUGAAACCUAUUAUGUCAAUUACGAAAGAAGUGAUGCGGUCCUUUAUUAUUGAGAAAGUUCUCCCUGCAAUUCGAGCAAAGUGGCCAUCCGAGGACAUUGGGAAACCAAUAUAUAUCCAACAAGAUAAUGCUCGCACUCAUGUUGAUCCUGGUGAUCCUUUAUUUUGUGAAGCAGCACAACAAUAUGGACUCAAUAUUCAACUAGUUUGUCAACCGCCAAAUUCGCCGGACUUUAAUAUCCUUGAUUUGGGCUUCUUCUCUGCUAUUCAGUCCAUCCAAUAUAAAAAGGCUGCUAGAACAGUACCUGAGCUUGUUGCUGCUGUUGAACAGGCAUUCCAAGAGUAUUCGCCAAUAUUGUCAAAUCGGAUGUUCUCGACAUUGCAGCUUGUCAUGAUAGAGGCGAUGAAAGUAGGAGGCGGUAAUAACUAUAAGAUCCCCUAUAUCAACAAAGCUUCAUUAGAAAGAGAAUACAACCUUCCAACCCAGAUGAAGUGUGAUCUCAAUUUGGUUCAGGAGGUAUGUAGGAAAAUUGAUUAAUUAAAUGGAGCUGCUGGUUCAUGUGAAGUUCAGAUGUCCAUAUUUUGCUUAAGGAUGUCCCUUGUCAACUUACUUUGCUGGAAUAUCCAUAUGCAAGUCUCUUUUGAUCGAUGUAGAUAUGUAUAGAGAAGUCCUUUGUCACCAUAAAUAUGUGUAGUCUUUUGGUCUAUGUAAAUAUGUAUUGUACAGUCCUCUAUAUAGAGAA